CACCACCGACCGCACGACCUCCAUCUCCACUCCAUCAUCUUGCCCGCCCUGCCGUCAAGAUGAGCUUCAUUACCAAGCGCGGUCUCUCGACCCUCAUUCCCCCCAAGAUUGCCUCUCCUAAUGCCAUCGGCUCUUCCCCCAAUGCCGUUCGCAUGCAAAAGGUCGUCAACUUCUACGAGAAGCUGCCUCGUGGCCCAGCCCCCGAGCCUGAGGCCAAGGGUCUUCUCGGACGCUACGCGAAGAAGCACAUGGGCAAGAACCCAUCAGGAAGGCCGCUCGUCCACGUUAUUGGUUUCCUGAUUGCGCUCGGUUACGCCCAGAACUACUACUUCCAUCUCCGCCACCACAAGAACAACGAGCAUUAAGCUGCUCGUUUGAGAUGCGCUGGAUGACCAUGGCCGGAUAGACAGCACUUGUAUAAGUAAAGUGUAGAUGGAAUCAAGCACUCUGCUAAGACAGUCUUUCUUUUUGUGCACUUGAUUGUGUUUUUGCUCAGCCCAUGUUUCAACAUGCAACAGGCUGCGCCGCCUCGGAUAAUGCCCUCUAACUGCGAUGGCGAGAUGGUCUGUUUGCAUACAGACGUCUAGAUGACAUGUAUCGUCAGAAAUCUGCGACGUGUCCGAUCGCACAGUCAUAUCGGUUGGAGCAAUG
This is a messenger RNA of Bipolaris sorokiniana ND90Pr, 651 nucleotides long. RefSeq lists its product as uncharacterized. Gene Ontology annotation, biological process: proton motive force-driven ATP synthesis. The transcript has 6 exons. The record is from RefSeq and is a predicted model, not a curated record. Lineage: Eukaryota; Fungi; Ascomycota; Dothideomycetes; Pleosporales; Pleosporaceae. The coding region runs from base 60 to 365 and encodes 101 amino acids.